Staurois parvus is the source of this 338-nucleotide messenger RNA. The record is from the annotation of a GenBank genome assembly. NCBI's taxonomy places the organism in Eukaryota, Metazoa, Chordata, Amphibia, Anura, Ranidae.
GUGAGCUGUGAUUGGUCACAGCUUGUCACAUGGUACAAGGCUGUUGUGAAUAGUCUUGUACCAUGUGACCUCUGUGAUCAUUCACAGAUUUCACACGUAGUAAGUAAUGAUGUCACAAGUGACAUCUUGCUUACUACUUUGCAUGUGAUCACUGAUUCGCCAAUCAGUGAUCACAUGAUCGGGACCUCGUACAGAGGUCCCCCAGGUGCCCGCACUGAAGAUGCUGGCGAUGGUGAGGAACAGGUAAGACUGGCCAUACACUAUACAAUUUUCUGUCCAAUUUUUGCCCAAUUUCAUUUAGAUUUACCUUCAACUAUGUAGUGCAAGGGCCUGCCUAA